AUGGUUUUGGAACUAUGGGAAACACUCAAAGAAGCCAUAACAGCAUACACGGGACUAUCGCCAGCAACUUUCUUUACAGUUUUAUCUAUAGGGUUAGCUGUUUAUUAUGUGGUAUCAGGGUUGUUUGGUGGGUCUGAUCGUCAUCAUGUACCAAGACAACGUGAAGAGCAGAUGGAACCUUUGCCUCCACCUGUUCAACUUGGUGAAGUCACUGAAGAAGAACUAAAACAGUAUGAUGGUACUGACUCUAAAAAGCCUUUGCUUAUGGCUAUCAAGGGUCAGAUCUAUGAUGUUUCUCAAAGCAGGAUGUUCUAUGGACCCGGUGGACCGUAUGCGUUGUUUGCUGGAAAGGAUGCUAGCAGAGCUCUAGCAAAGAUGUCUUUUGAAGAGGGAGAUUUAACCGGCGAUGUAUCUGGUCUUGGUCCAUUUGAAUUGGAUGCCUUGCAAGACUGGGAAUACAAGUUCAUGAGUAAAUAUGUCAAGGUUGGAACAAUCAAGAAGACAGUUCCAGUAACUGAUGGUACCUCCACCAGUGAACCUGCUGCAGAGACUACAGAACGCGAUGCUGCUAAACCAGCUGAAGAUGCUCCAUCAGCUGCUGCACCUGUCGAAACUACCGCUGUUGGUGAAUCCAAGGAGGAGUAA
Molecule: messenger RNA, 645 nt
Organism: Dovyalis caffra
Lineage: Eukaryota; Viridiplantae; Streptophyta; Magnoliopsida; Malpighiales; Salicaceae
Source: the annotation of a GenBank genome assembly